AAAAAAUAUUCUUGUUGAUUAUUUAUUAUUUUGAAUUUUAAAAUUUAUGUGCGUAUUCAUUUCAUAAAUUAAUUUAAUAAAGUACACACUAAAAUUAAAUGUAAUAUAAACAUGUAGGUAAAAUGCAGAGAAAUUUCUCGUCUCGGUUUACAUUUUGAUACCAAUUGUGGAAAUCUAAUUAUAUUUUCUAUUAACAACAUUCUAAAAUGUCCGGUAAAUCUUAUUUUCCACGAUGAAUACGUUAUUUGACUUACCAAAUGUUAUCUUUAAUUAUUAUUUCGUGAUCGGCGGUUUGUUUAUAGCAUAUUUAAUAUAUAGAACGUUUCAUUCCCUUAUUGGGACCGGGAAUUUUAUACAGAUCAAGUACAAAUCUCGAGGUCAUACAUGGAGAAACAUUCAGUGUCAUAAUUCUAAUCCGUAUAAUAUUUAUUGUUCAGUGUGUUCAAAGCUUAUGUUGCCAGUUGAUGGUCUUUACUGUGAGUGUUGUGCUGUAAGCGCCUGCAAGCUUUGUUGCAGAAGUGUUGAUAAACAAGUAAAAUGUAAAGAUAUAACUUGGCGUGAUGAAAAACCAUUUCCUCACCUUUGGGUUAAUGUUGGAAUGCUACGUGGUGAGUCUGGUCAGAGUGAUUCAGAGAGUUUUAAGAAUUACUUCUGCAGUUGGUGUCAAAGAAUUAUUAAAAGUCAUGAAAUGGCUUUUUUUAAAUCUAAGCCAUGUGAUUUCCAAAAAUAUAAAAAUAUCAUAAUUCCACCUCAUUAUGUAAAGAUUGAAAAAAAUAAAGUGAUAAACAUAAAUAAUAUUAAUGAUGUUGCCUGGAAUCCUUUAAUUGUAUUUGCAAACAGAAAAUCUGGAAGCAAUAGAAGCGAUGAAGUUCUUUCAUUAUUUCGAGGACUCCUAAAUCCCUUACAGGUGAUAGAUAUCAGCAGAACUGCACCAGAUGUAGUGGUUCGUUGGCUACCACCAAAAUGCCGGGUUUUAGUCGCGGGAGGUGAUGGCACUGUUGGCUGGGUGCUCAAUGCCUUGCACAAGGUGCCACAUAUCAAGGCAUCAGUUGGUAUUCUGCCAAUGGGAACAGGUAAUGAUCUGUCGAGGGCCUUAGGAUGGGGAGCGACGUGCGACUCAGUCUUAGAUGCACAUUCCAUAAUUGAUUCCUUAAUUAGAGCUGUAGAGAAGCCCUUAGACCGGUGGAAAGUGACGAUUACUCCGAAAAGACGUAGCUUGGGUCGCCUUCGCGGACCUCGUGUACUAUACGCGUAUAACUACGCAAGUAUUGGCGUAGACGCACAGGUCGCGCUCGACUUCCAUCAUGCGCGGGAGCAGUUCCUCUAUCGAUUUGCAAACCAGACACUGAAUUACGUGGCCUAUUUAGUGCUGGGCGUUGGUCGUGCGUUGGACGAUGGCGGUUGUUUUGGUCUAGAGCGGCGGAUGCGCGUGUAUGCGCCUACGCAACUAUCUUUACCCCCGCUACAAGCACUUGUCGCACUCAAUAUACCGUCUUGGGGUGCUGGCGUCGACCUUUGGAGUAUGGGCAGUGAAGAAGUACCUGAGCAAAGUAUGAAUGAUCGAAAGCUGGAGGUGGUGGGAAUAUCGUCCUCCUUCCACAUAGCGAGGCUCCAAUGCGGUCUCGCAGAACCAUUCCGUUUUACGCAAGCCUCCGAUGUAAGGAUUGAGUUGGAAGGCUCUUGCGCUAUGCAAGUAGAUGGCGAGCCAUGGAUGCAAGGACCGGCGACAAUUCUAAUACAGCACGCCGGACAAAGUAUGAUGCUUGUACCGUCUUAAACGUAAUUUGAAGCAUUACGUAAUUUAUUGUUAAUACGUAGCUGUACUGUGUCCGUCAAAGUUCAAAAAAAAUCUUCACAUUAAAUAUUUGUUA
This is a messenger RNA of Pieris napi, 1871 nucleotides long. RefSeq names its product diacylglycerol kinase epsilon (gene Dgkepsilon). The coding region runs from base 233 to 1777 and encodes 514 amino acids. Gene Ontology annotation, molecular function: ATP-dependent diacylglycerol kinase activity. The record is from RefSeq and is a predicted model, not a curated record. Lineage: Eukaryota; Metazoa; Arthropoda; Insecta; Lepidoptera; Pieridae. The transcript has 13 exons.